Messenger RNA from Naumovozyma dairenensis CBS 421, 1614 nucleotides. It is a transcript of the gene MFB1, whose product is annotated as Mfb1p. Gene Ontology annotation, molecular function: protein binding. The record is from RefSeq and is a predicted model, not a curated record. Lineage: Eukaryota; Fungi; Ascomycota; Saccharomycetes; Saccharomycetales; Saccharomycetaceae. Bases 1 to 1614 code for a protein of 537 amino acids. The transcript has a single exon.
AUGAAUAUAGGCAACACUAAGAUGGAUACAACUAAACAACGUUCAUUGACAGAACUUCCUUUAAAUGUUAUAUUUAAAAUACUACUACAAUUACAAAUGAGUGAUCUCCAAAAUCUUGCCAAGACUUGUAAUUUAUUACGAAUAUUGGCUAACGAAAGUGUAGUCUAUAAGAAUUACUAUCAUAAUACCAAUAGCAGUAAGAACACAAAUACGAACACGAGUAAUAAUUUAGCUAAACUUUGGACUAAGAAGUUAAUAUUUGACACAUUCCAUAUCUUAGAUGAUUACAAAUCCAAUGGUUCUUUGUCUUCUUUGAUAAACUGUGAAAAUGAGAAUGAAAUCUCAAUAAUUAAAACAAUGCAUUAUAUUCAAAAACAUUUCCAACUAGGUGAAAACAACGAAGACACUAGCCAUACGAAACUUCUGGAAGACAAUAAUGAUAAUGGGAUUCAGGAAGAAUCGAAUAGUAAUAAUAAUAAUAAUAAUAGCUUUGCCAAAGAUACUUUGAAAUAUUUCAAAAUUUUGAACGGUAUAAGGAAUUUCAUCAAUCAUGAAGAAAUAUCUACAAAAGAACAAACUAAACCAGAUGUGAAUCAAAAGCACCCUCAAAAUAAAAGUGAUUAUCUACACUCAGUCUUAUUGUAUGAUGAAACGGAAGAAAAUUCACCUACACCAAUUAUAAAUACUUCAUCUCAUUCAAAUCAUUCAAGAUCCUCUACUACUUCCACUUUAUUCUCAGAUGAUGAAGAAUGGAAUAUAACAAAUGAGGAAUGUGAUGAUACUUCUACGAUGAAGCAAAACAAUAAAGACAAUAAUGGCAAAAAUAAUAAUAAUAGUAACGUUGUCAAUACACCGAAUGACACUUUAGAGAAAGAUUCAAAUGAGGUGGUACUAAAAUUACAGAUCGAUAAAACUAUAGAAGCAGAACCAAUUGUUACCAAUAAAAAAUACAUUGAACAGAACUCAAAGGAAACUAAUAAUAAUAAAACCAAAGAAGAUCCAAUCAAUCACUUAAGAAAUUCAAAAAAAGUUAAAGAUAAAGCUGCAUUAUUUGAAAAUUUUUUGAAUAUGGAACAAGAGAUGAAACAAUUAAAAGACACUACCGAAAAACAAACAAACAUAACGCCGAAAUCGUACGGUUCUUUAACUCAUAAUACCCAUCUAUAUCGCCAUAAUCAUGUUAACCACAAUAACCAUCGAACAGUAUCCAUAAGAGAAAUAUCAAGGACAUAUUUAAAUGAAGUACAAAAGGAAGAUGAAAAGAAAUUAUUAAUAAAUAAAAAUAAACCAAGAAUUAGGAACACUUCAUUUCAAAGAAAUUUUACAAAAUAUAAGAGUCUUUUGGAAAAGGAAAAUGGAAAUCUAGCAUCAUCAUCUUCAUCCUCACAUAUACCAGCAUCGUCACUGUCUAGAUCAUCAUCUAUGACUUUUAAAGAUAAUACUAAAAAUAUACAGCCAAUGUCCAACAUCAAAGAAUCAGAAGAAGAUAAUACUGAUCGUACGUCCCAACAAAGUCAUGAUAGAAAUGCAAAUGGUAUUUUCAGGAGUAAAUUAGACGCAACCACUGAUCAUAAUAUUAUUUCAAGUGGAAAAAAAACAUAUCGCAAGGUUUAA